Messenger RNA from Phalaenopsis equestris, 4078 nucleotides. Its product is annotated as protein GIGANTEA. The record is from RefSeq and is a predicted model, not a curated record. The coding region runs from base 387 to 3857 and encodes 1156 amino acids. Gene Ontology annotation, cellular component: nucleus. The transcript is spliced from 15 exons. Gene Ontology annotation, biological process: regulation of long-day photoperiodism, flowering; regulation of circadian rhythm; response to stress. NCBI's taxonomy places the organism in Eukaryota, Viridiplantae, Streptophyta, Magnoliopsida, Asparagales, Orchidaceae.
CAUGCCAUGGCAUGUCAUGUGCAUCCAUGGAUGGAAGGAUGGGUGGGUGGAUCAGCGAAAAUAUCAUCGCCACGUAGGUACGGGACGAAGCUGGGGAGAGCAAAGUACCGCCUUCAAGGUGUAUUGAGUGCCCUCGAUGCCAAACCAUCUUUCAUUCAGAAUUUUCAUCGGAAGAUAAAAUCUCCACCCUCCACCCUUCUUUUUCCUCAGCGACGUUUAUCCCAUCGGCACAAACUCGCCGAAGUUCGGAUAGCAUAGCUUCAGCAGUAGCUGCUACACGAGUUCUACGCCUGUUCUGGUGCGCCGGGCGUGGUGGAUGCUGUUUUGAUUGGGUCUUUUGGUUCCCAUAGACAGAGAUAAGAAGGGAUUCAAGCAAGGGGCAUAAGAUGUCUUCAUCGUCUCAGAAGUGGAUCGAUGGCCUUCAGUUUUCCUCCUUGUUGUGGCCGCCACCUCAAGAUGAGCAACAGAGACAGGUACAAAUUAUGGCCUAUGUUGAGUAUUUUGCUCAAUUUACUUCGGAACAAUUCCCCGAAGACAUAUCUCAGCUAAUCCAGAGACAUUAUCCUGUUAAGGAAAAACGUGUUCUGGAUGAUGUAUUGGCAAUAUUCGUCCUCCAUCAUCCAGAGCAUGGGCAUGCCAUUGUGCAUCCAAUUCUUUCAUGUAUAAUUGAUGGGACCUUGGUGUAUGGCAAGAAUAAUCCGCCAUUUAGUUCUUUCAUAUCUUUAAUCAGCCAGACUACUGAGAAAGAAUAUUCUGAACAGUGGGCUCUAGCCUGUGGGGAGAUUUUGCGGGUCUUGACUCUCUACAAUCGACCAAUUUACAAAUCUGAACACCACAAUAUUGAAGCAGAAAGAAGCAGUAGCGGCAGCCAUGCUACAACGAGUGAAUCUAUUGGAGGGGAAUCCAGUAAUAGUCCUGAGCGGAAGCCAUCGCGUCCUUUGACUCCAUGGAUUACCGAUAUACUGCUUGCUGCACCUGUGGGAAUACGGAGUGAUUAUUUUCGAUGGUGUGGUGGAGUCAUGGGGAAGUAUGCUGCUGCUGGAGAACUAAAACCUCCAACAACUGCUUGUAGUCGACGGUCUGGUAAGCAUCCUCAGCUUAUGCCAUCAACGCCGAGGUGGGCUGUCGCUAAUGGUGCUGGUGUCAUAUUAAGCGUUUGUGAUGAUGAAGUUGCUCGUUAUGAGACUGCAAAUUUAACAGCAGCUGCUGUCCCUGCACUUUUAUUACCUCCCCCUACAACUCCUUUAGAUGAGCACCUAGUAGCAGGACUUCCAGCACUUGAGCCAUAUGCUCGUUUGUUUCACAGGUACUAUUCCAUUGCUACUCCAAGUGCAACACAGAGGCUUCUUCUUGGACUUCUUGAAGCACCUCCAUCAUGGGCUCCUGAUGCACUUGAUGCAGCUGUCCAACUUGUAGAACUUCUCAGGGCGGCUGAGGAUUAUGAGUCUGGAAUGAGGCUUCCACGAAACUGGAUGCAUUUACAUUUUUUACGUGCAAUUGGGACUGCAAUGUCAAUGAGGACGGGUAUUGCUGCAGAUGCUGCAGCGGCUUUGCUCUUUCGAAUACUUUCGCAACCCAUGCUACUUUUCCCACCAUUGAGGCACACGGAAGGAGUUGAAGUCCAGCAUGAACCCUUGGCUGGCUACAUAUCAUAUAAGAAACAGCUGGAAGUACCUGCUGCUGAGGCCACUAUUGAGGCAACUGCUCAAGGAAUUGCCUCAAUGCUAUGUGCUCAUGGCCCUGACGUGGAAUGGAGGAUCUGUACUAUUUGGGAGGCGGCUUAUGGCUUGCUUCCCCUGAGUUCAUCAGCAGUUGAUUUGCCUGAGAUAGUAGUGGCAGCACCAUUGCAACCUCCUGUAUUGUCUUGGGGCUUGUACUUGCCUCUGCUAAAAGUGCUGGAGUACCUACCUCAAGGAAGUCCAUCAGAGGCAUGUCUUAUGAGAAUAUUUGUUGCUAUUGUUGAAGCGAUACUUAGAAGAACAUUCCCACAUGUUACAUCUAUUGAGCAGUCCAAAAAGUCAAGAAAUCAUGGCGGUGUGCUGUCCAACAGUAAGAACCUUGCAGUAGCUGAGCUCCGCACAAUGAUUCAUUCUUUAUUCCUAGAGUCAUGUGCAUCUGAGGACCUUGCCUCUCGCCUAUUGUUUGUAGUUCUAACUGUGUGUAUCAGCCAUGAAGCUUUACCGAGUGGAACCAAGAGGUCUAUUGGCACGGCACCUUCUUCUGGUGAGGUUGCUGAUGAACUGCAGAUACUUAAUUUUAAAAGUUCUGGGAGGAGUAGAAACCGACGAAAACAAGGUCCUGCUGCAACGUUUGAUUCAUAUGUUUUGGCUGCUAUAUGUGCAUUGUCUUGUGAACUUCAAUUGUUUCCUUUGAUCACAAAAAAUGGCUUUCAUCUAGAUUUUGAAACUCCUGUUGCAAAGGCAGCGAAAACAAAUGGAUUUUCUCAAAAGAUAUAUGAUGGUAUGAGUUCGGCAGUUCAACACACUCGAAGGUUUCUUAAAAUUUUAGAAGCUCUUUUCUCAUUGAAGCCAUCAUCGGUUGGCACCUCAUGGAGUUAUAGUUCCAAUGAGAUUGUGGCUGCAGCUAUGGUUGCUGCCCAUGUUUCUGAGUUAUUUGGAAGAUCAAAGGCCUGCAUGAAUUCCCUCUCUAUUUUGAUGAGUUGCAAAUGGGAUAGUGAGAUAUGUGCAAGAGCUGCUUCCCUUUAUCAUCUGAUUGACUUGCAUGGUAAAACGGUUGCCUCUAUAGUUGACAAGGCAGAGCCACUUGAAGCACAUUUAGUACUUGUACCACUGAAAAAACAGAGCUCAUUGUGUUCAACCGGUGAACAUCCAGAAAGUAUUUCAAGCACUAUCAGCUCAAGGUUGGAGGAUAAUGGAUCCAUGCAGUCUAAGGACUCUAUAAAAUGUGAGGAGGCAAAGUUGAUAAAUUCUAUGGCUAUGGAAACGUCAGAGAAGAGCAUGGAACGUUUUUCUGAGGAUGCAUCUAACCUAGCAAACUUUCUUACUAUGGAUAGGAAUGGGGGAUUCAAUUGCACUUCGCAAGCUUUUCUGAGAUCUGUACUCACUAAGAAGCAGGAGAUAUGUUUUUCUGUUGUCUCUUUGUUAUGGCACAGGUUAAUUGCUGCGCCAGAAACAGAAAUGAGUGCAGAAAGUACAUCUGCUCAGCAAGGGUGGAGGCAGGUUAUUGAUGCCCUCUGCGAUGUCGUGUCAGCUUCUCCCACAAAAGCAUCAACUGCCAUUGUUCUUCAGGCAGAACGAGAUUUGCAGCCAUGGAUUGCAAGAGAUGAUGAGCAAGGUCAAAGAAUGUGGAGGAUCAACCAGCGAAUCGUGAAGUUGAUUGUCGAGCUCAUGAGAAGUCAGGGAAGCCCCGAGACACUAAUAGUUAUUGCAAGUGCCUCCGAUCUUCUCCUUCGUGCCACGGAUGGGAUGCUUGUUGAUGGUGAAGCUUGCACUCUACCACAGCUAGAGCUCCUGGAAGUGACAGCUAGAGCAGUCCACUUAGUAGCAAAUUGGGGAGAAACCGGUUUUGCAGUAGCUGAUGGCCUUACAAAUCUUCUCAAAUGCCGACUGUCCGCUACCGUUCGCUGUCUUUCUCAUCCCAGCGCUCUUGUGAGAGCUCUAAGCAUAUCUGUUCUUCGAGAUAUUAUGAAUACCGGCCCCAUCAAUUCAUCUAAUUAUACGAAUACGGAGACGCUACAUUUGUACGAUCCCUCAUACCGAAGCCUGGGCAUGACCAACUGGCAUGCAAACAUUGAGAAGUGCAUCAAAUGGGAAGCUCGCAGCCGGCGAGCAACUGGCUUGGCUCUCUCCUUCCUUGGUUCUGCUUCAAAGGAGUUGGGCUGUCCUCUUCCUAGUUGACAGGCAAUUGACAUAUUUUACGGCUUUUUACUUUUUUGUUUUCUUUCUGACAUUAUGUACCGUUGUCAUUUGGUUGUAUUUAAUGUUGUAAUGACCCCAGUUUGCUCAUGUAGAUAUGAACAACAAACAUUAUUGGUUUUACAUCAAAUGACAACCUGCAAUGUUAAUGUAAGUCAUCAUUGCCCUCCUAAACAUGUUCUACUACCAGGAUUGAACUAUGA